This is a messenger RNA of Colletotrichum higginsianum IMI 349063, 2448 nucleotides long. RefSeq names its product Histone-lysine N-methyltransferase SET9. The record is from RefSeq and is a predicted model, not a curated record. Gene Ontology annotation, molecular function: protein binding; histone H4K20 methyltransferase activity. NCBI's taxonomy places the organism in Eukaryota, Fungi, Ascomycota, Sordariomycetes, Glomerellales, Glomerellaceae. The transcript has 2 exons. The coding region runs from base 1 to 2448 and encodes 815 amino acids. Gene Ontology annotation, cellular component: nucleus.
AUGCCUCCCUCCGGUGCCGCGGUUAAGAAGCAGAAGCAGAAGCAGACACUGACAUUGGCACAACUUGCCUCCUACGACGAUUUUCUCACGGAUGCGUUGGUUGACCAUGCCUUCUACUGGACUACGAUCCCCAAGAACCGGAACUCGUACCACCCUUCCCGAGGUGUGCGCGAAGAGGACAUUACCCAGAUCAUCCAGAGCGAGAUUGCCGUUAACAAGGACCUCGAUUCCGCCGAGCGCAAACUACUAUCUACAGAUGGCUUCCGCAAGUUCUUCGCCGCCCUCAAGACGGACAAGGCGAAGGAAGACUUCAAGCGCCAUAUGCGCCGCUACACCCAGGUCUACCUUCCUGACUGCCCCUUCGAGGUCAAUUCCACGAACCGCUACACGAUUGUGUCCCACGAGGCUGCCAUCACUGCCCGACGCUUUAUCCGAAGGAACGAGACGAUCAAGUACUUGGCCGGAACCCAGGUCAACAUCUCCCCCGAAGAGGAGCGGGAAAUGACGGCCCGUAAAAAGGACUUCAGCAUCAUUAUAUCCGCGAGGAACAAAUGCGCCAGCCUGUUCAUGGGCCCGGCCCGGUUUGCGAACCAUGAUUGCGGGGCCAAUGCGAAGCUCAUGACGACAUCUUCGGCUACGAUCGAAAUCAUUGCUACGAGGAACAUCGAUGUUGGGGAGGAGAUUACCGUCACAUAUGCAGAGAACUACUUUGGGGAAGACAACUGCGAAUGUCUCUGUAGGACAUGCGAGAAUCGGUGUAUCAACGGUUGGGCGCCGACGGAAGGAGAAAUCGGGGUCAAGAAAAGCAUCGAAGACUCCGUCAUGGACGGGUAUUCUUUGCGCCGGCGCAGGAGGGAUGAAGAGAGUGCUGCCCCUUCAUCCCGGACACCUUCCGUCACACCGGACAUACGGCCUCGGGUAUCCAAGUCUCGACUGAGGGCUAGUAAGCCUGGCCGUGACUCGCUGGCAGUUGACUCGGCCAUGUCCGAGUUUUUAUCGCCGGAUCAGAAGCGCUCUUUUGACUCUCUCGUUACGCCCCCCAUCACGCCUUCAAAGAGGCGAAAAGUUUCAGCAACACAAGCAGUCACGGUUCCUCCAGAAGAAGCCCUUGUCAGCUCGAGAGACGGCUCCUCGUCCUCUGGCUCGGUGCGCAGCAUGUCGUUGACGAGCGGUGCCAACGAAGAUGGCUCGGUGACGGACAUCACUGAGCCUGAGAAGGACACCCCGGAACCGACCCAGGCUCAAAAGAAGACGGAGCUUGUCAAGAAGGAGGAAAGCGAAGAGUCCACGGAGGAAGUUCUAGCCAAGGCGGAGCCGUUUUCCGUGCAACGGCAGGUCCAGAUCGAUACGACAGGUGCGACGUCUGCUGAAACAUCCCCUCCGAUUCGAACCGCAUCUGUCAUGGCAUCAAGGUCGAUCCCCAUUUCCUCCCUGUGCAAUCCGCCAUCUCCGCCCUCGAAAAACCAUAGGGGUGGCAUCUCGGGGUGGACUGCCAUAGCGUACUCAACGAGCAUUACCGCCGCGACGAGACAGGGUCGUAUGAGCAUUGCAGCCGCCGUGAGCGAGAACGCCGACGCGAGACCGACGGCCAUGUUAGAUGCAGGCGCAACGACGAUUUCAGGCAGAAGCGGUUUGGUGUCGAUGCAGGUUGGCAGGAUGCUCUCAGCAACGGAGCCGCUCGAGUACCCCCAACAAGAGUGCAUAUCGCAAACGUCAAAGGUUGAGGCCGUGCUGUCAACUGAACAAGACAUACCGGGCAACCGCAGCUCCGACAGUGUGCAGACGUUGAAGGUCGAGGCAGUUGAGUCGAUGGAGAAUCCUGCGCCGGUCACUGAUAAAAUCCAAGUCUGUGCGAAGGUCAAUGAGACGGUGAAAGAAGAGGAGGCUGCCGGCCAUUCGCCGCCGCCGCCACCACCACCACAGCAACAGGCGGAAGCGUCAGGUCUGAGGAAGAAGCGCAAGUAUCAACGACGCACCUUCAUCAAGGAGACGACACCUCCCGCAAAGACCCGAACGCCCGGCGAUUAUACUCUAACGCCGUUACUGCUCUCUGAGCCGCAGACGGCAUGGGUUCGUUGCAUGAACUGUGAGACGGCCUUCGUGCAGCAGAAUGCAUACUACACCAAGAGUUCGUGCCCGCGCUGUGAGCGACACUCGAAGCUCUACGGCUACAUCUGGCCUAAGACGGAGAGGGCUGGGCCUCGCGACAAAGAGGAGCGCAUCCUCGACCACCGCAUCAUCCAUCGGUUCCUGGGACGAGACGACGAGGCGCGCAUCCGCGGUCGGAAGAGACCUACCGGAGGACUAUCCGAGGCGCUCGAGGACGACAGGAGCGGAAACAGGCACCGCGGAGCUGCGGACCAAGAUGCCGGGGAAGGGGAAGACAGCGCCGGGUUGAGACGGAGCGGUCGGAUGCGAAAAAUUAGCCUCAAAGUGGCGUGCCCGUGA